Molecule: messenger RNA, 1896 nt
Organism: Trifolium pratense (red clover)
Lineage: Eukaryota; Viridiplantae; Streptophyta; Magnoliopsida; Fabales; Fabaceae
Product: peptidyl-prolyl cis-trans isomerase FKBP65-like
Exons: 12
Coding region: 99-1682 (527 amino acids)
Molecular function (GO): protein binding; peptidyl-prolyl cis-trans isomerase activity
Source: RefSeq, a predicted model, not a curated record
AUAUAUCUCAACCGAAAGGUCCAAAAGGAGGGAAACCAAUAACGGCUUAUCCUUUCUUAGAAACUUGAACCUCUCACUCUUUCUAUUUUUAUCUUCCAAUGACACUCUCUCACCAAAUUCAAGACUCAGAGUUUCCAUUCAAAGAAAUUGGAAAUGAAGGUCUCACUAAACAGAUUCUCAGAAAAGGUGUUACUUGGCAAACUCCAUUUUCUGGUGACCAAGUUCAAGUUCAUUUCAGUGGACAAGUUGAAAAUGGACCAUCUCUUGAAUCCAGUUAUGAUAAAGGCUCGUCGUUUCAUUUCAAAUUAGGCCAAGGUGAAGUUAUCAAAGGUUGGGAUGAAGGAGUUGCUACCAUGAAGAAAGGGGAGAGAGCAAUCUUCAAAAUACCACCUAACUUAGCAUACGGUGAAGUUGGUUCUCCACCGUUGAUUCCUCCUAAUGCAACUCUAAUUUUCGAGAUUGAAAUGUUGUGUUGGAGUACUAUUAGGGAUUUGACUGGUGAUGGAGGAAUCAUGAAAAAGACAAUAAGGGAAGGAGGAGGAUGGGCUACUCCAAAAGAGCUCGAUGAAGUGCUAGUGAAAUAUGAAGCAAGGCUUGAAAAUGGAAUGCUUAUCAAGUCGGAUAAAGGUGUCGAGUUUAAUGUAAGUGAUGGCUAUCUUUGUCCAGCAAUGAGUAUAGCAGUAAAGACGAUGAGAAAAGGCGAGGUCGCAGAGCUGAGCAUGAAAUUUUUCUAUGGCCUUAUUAGUCAAAAUUCAAAUAUUACAAAUGAUGAGCUUGAUGGUUUACCAGAAUCUAACUUAAUUAGCAUCAAACUUGAGUUGGUAUCAUGGAAAGUUGUUACUGAUAUCACUGGAGAUAAGAAAAUACUGAAAAAAGUUAAUAAAGCCGGCGAGGGGCAUGAUCGUCCUAACGAAGGAUCUCACGUGAAAGUCAUAUAUUUAUGUAAAGGAGAAGAUGGUACAAUUAUCGAGAGGAAAGGAUCAAAGGAAGAACUUUUUGAGUUCACAACUCAAGAAGAACAAGUGUAUGAGGGUCUAGAAAAAGCAAUAAUGACAAUGAAAAAAGAAGAACAAGCUUUGGUGACUAUCAAUGCUGAAUAUUUGUGUGACCAUAGUAAUUUGCAAGGAAACAAGGCCCACAAUAAUAAAAUUUAUUAUGAAGUUGAAUUAAUUGAUUUCACUAAGGAGAAGCCAUUUUGGAAAAUGGACACUCAAGAGAAACUAGAAGCUUGUGAACAAAAGAAGCAUGAUGGAAAUCUUCUAUUCAAGGCUCAAAAUUUUACUCGCGCAUCAAAGAAAUAUGAAAAGGCUGUAAAAUACAUCGAAUUUGAUCACACAUUUAGCGAAGACGAGAAGCUUCAUGCUAACACUUUGAGAUUAUCGUGUAAUUUGAACAAUGCUGCUUGUAAACUUAAAUUGGAGGAGUACACUGAAGCUGCAAGGUUAUGCACAAAGGUCCUAGAACAAGAUCCCUUAAAUGUGAAGGCUCUUUAUAGAAGAUGCCAAGCAUACCUUAAAACAUCAGACUUGGAGAAAGCUGAAGCUGAUAUAAAAAAAGCUUUGAUUAUUGAUCCAAAUAACAGAGAAAUUAAACUUGAGUACAAAGAGCUCAAACUGAAGCAAAAGGAAUACACUAAAUAUGAAGCUGAUAUCUUUAGUACAAUGGUUUCAAAGAUGAAUUAGUUCAGAAAGUGAAUUUGCGUUCCACAUCUCUUUUUGAAGUAGAAAUAUGCAUGUAGUGUGUAUUUAUCAUUUAUUUACUUUAAUUUUUGGGGUAUAGCCCAAAUGUAAACAUAAAAUCAACCUCAAUUAAGCAGGGGUUAGUUUUUCAUAUUAUUUGUAACAAUUACAGAUACACUUAAUAAAAUAAAGUCAAUAUAUGUGCCUUUGUGUUCCA